Messenger RNA from Laccaria bicolor S238N-H82, 930 nucleotides. RefSeq lists its product as uncharacterized. The transcript is spliced from 7 exons. Lineage: Eukaryota; Fungi; Basidiomycota; Agaricomycetes; Agaricales; Hydnangiaceae. The record is from RefSeq and is a predicted model, not a curated record. The coding region runs from base 208 to 717 and encodes 169 amino acids.
CUCUCAUCAUCGUCGCUAGCGACGUACUCAACAGCGAUUGAAGCAGUAGGCCAUUGACCGUCAUAUCUCUUCUUGGUCGCAGAAAGUGAACUCAACCCCUCGCUCUUAUACCAAUCGGAACGAACGAAGGCACGAAUACCCUCACGCUUUGGAAUCUACUAAUAUCAAGAACAACAACCGUAUACCAACCCUCGAUAAACACACAUAAUGGGCGCAGGAGAUACCGCUGUUCGACGGGGCCACCACAUCACCUUCGGCGCCAUCGUUCUCUUCUCCAUCAUCGAGCUAUCCCUAUCAGCAUGGUUAACAGCCCAAUACUCCAUCCACCACAACUACACCCGGAUCUCCGUCCGCGAUAGGGUCCGCUUCAUCCUAUUCUGCGCGACGUGGACUGUAUCGUUUGGGUCUAUGUUGAUGAUCCUUUUCUAUCACGCGGCGACGGGUGUUUUGACGAGUGUUGGUGCGCAUUUGCUUUUUUUGGGACUGACGUGGCUUUUGUGGACCGCCGGCGCCGCUGCUAUCACGCAGACUUUGGGUGGGGGGUUGAACUGCAAAACACAAGACCUGUUUGUGUAUUGCACACAUCUCAAUGCUCUUGAAGGAUUUGCUUGGCUUAUCUGGAUCUUAGUCACAUUCGCGAUAAUCGCAGUCCUCAUCCGCGGUAUCGCGUCUGCACGCAGAGGAGACGGCUACGCCGGCGGGCUCGUCUCCGUCUAGUUCUCCCUCCUUCAUACCCAUCGUAUUGGUUUUACAAAAGUCACUCAAGGGUCGGUUACCCAUCUCGCUUGCUUGUGCUCAUACAUGUCAUGUCCCCAUACCUGUUGUUUGUUGAUUUACGUUAUCAUGCUGUUGUUACGAUUUUACCAUUAGUACCUACGAUGAUUGUUAUGUUAGGUAGUCGAGGAAUUGAACUGCUUGGAUGGUGUUUGU